Molecule: messenger RNA, 5230 nt
Organism: Oryzias latipes (Japanese medaka)
Lineage: Eukaryota; Metazoa; Chordata; Actinopteri; Beloniformes; Adrianichthyidae
Source: RefSeq, a predicted model, not a curated record
AGCAGAUUUGCAGGGCAGACGCGGUUCAGGCUCGGGUGAGAACACGAGGAUCGAGCUAAGGUCUGUGUGCGAGUUUUGAUAGGAAGAGUGAAGCCUGAAGGUGGACAGCAGCUGAACCUACCGAAGGAAAUGUGGAUGGAAAGCCACUGAGGAAACGGGAGGACACCUGGGAUAAAGAUGUUGUCAAACAAAGAGGAAAAGAGGACCUUCAGCAAUGGAGCUCUGAGAGACAAGUGGGAGAAGAGAACACAGAACAUCGCAGAACAAUGCAAGCAGGAGGCUGAAUGGAAGGAGAAGAGCUCCGUCAAAGUUCUGUUCUCCAAGUGGUCCAAUCACUGGUCUCUUGUCCAAAAUGGAAAUAAGAUGAAAAGUGACACAACUGACUUCAGAAAGGUCACAAGCAGAACAGAUGAGGUUGAGCAGAAGCCCAAAGUUAAAUUUAAAGUUGUCCCUCCACCUCCUAAACUCAAAGUUGAGCCUCCGCCUCCUGCCCCCCCUCCCCCCAGGAAGUCGGCUUCUCCCAAACUUCGCAGGCCAAAACGCAAAGUGGAGGUGGAUGUUUUCCGGUUGUGCUGGAAAGAAUCCUGGAUGAGCCUGAAACCUCCCAAGUACCUUUACCUCAAAGCCAAAGAGUCCAAACCCGUGACCUCUGGGUUCAUAAGCAUCCAGCUGAACAACAGGAAGUACAAAGCUCAGCACGCCGCACUAGAUGCUGAACCCACAUGUGUCUUGAAAUGGAGUCAGUCCUGGAAACUGGUGAGGAGUCCAGCACAAGAGGAGCUUUCUGAGGAGAGGGACUUUAAGUGGGGCACUGUGUUUGAAAGACAGCUGCUUCACAAAGCGAAUGUGGAAAAGUAUUCUCUACCUCCUUGGGCUGGUACCUGGAAGAUCAUGAACUUUCCUUUUAGACAGGAGAAGAAGAAUUGGGAUUGUGUCUGGCCUGUUUACCAUAAACCAAACUCCAGGAACAAGAGUUUAGAGUUUGAGGAGCUCCAACAGCAAAAUGAGCAGAAUGAGCGUUUAGUUUUGGUGGAUUCGUGGAAGCUGAACAGAGGAAAAACGGUCACAGAAGAUCCCACAGACGAUGAGACUGCAAGCUCUUCCAGCACCGACACUGAAGCCACGACGGCGAUCAACGACGUGCACACGCCGGGAUGGGGCAGGUCCUGGCAGCUGACGGCGGCUCCUCCUGACGAAUAUGAAGAGCGACAGAAAAGCUGGAGCUCCUGCUGGAGUUACAGCCAGCAAAUGAGGUGGUGCCAAGCCUCCAUCAGCUCCCACCAUCGCCACAGCGCCGUGCUCACGAGGAGAAGAGAGGCUGCAAACCACCAGCUCACAGCAGAACUGCAAGAGGAAGUGAUUGACAGCACGGAGUGGAGCCAGGCUUGGAAGACUCCUAAAGAGUGGGCUCAACUACCGCAGGAGGAAGAGGAGGAAGACAACAGUGCUGAUGAAGCAGAAGGAGUGGAGAAGGAUACGGCAGACAGUGAGGAGGAGGGGGAUGACGGAGUGGAAGACGAGGAAGAGGAAGCUGUCAAUGAAAAAGAUAAAGAAUUUAACAAAAAGGAGACAGAUGAAGAAAACUGUGGAAUUGUUGAUGAAAAAGAAGAUGAGGAUGAAGGCGUAGAUGCAGAGGAGGAGGAAGAGGAGGAAGAAAAGGAAAAUAUUGAAGAAGUAGAUGAUGAAGAAGAUGAUCCCAGUGGAGAUGAAGGUGUUAAAGAAGGAAUGGAGGACAGGGAUGAAGAAAAAUGCAAAGGCUUUCACAAAAUCAAUGAAGAGGACGUAGGAAGAGAAGACAAGGAUGAAGGAGUAGAAGCAGAGGAGGAGGAGGAGGAUGAAGAGAACGAAAAAGAGGAGGAAGAGAAUGAAAAUGUGGAGGAACACAAUGAUGAAGAGGAGGAAGAUGAUGAGAAGGAACUAGACGAAGAAGUGAACAAGAACAGAAGAGUGAUGAACAAAAACAAGAUCAGAGAUGAUGAAGAGGAGGAAGAUAAUGAGGAAGAAAAUGAGGAUGAAGAGGGUGAAGAGCAAGAGGGUAAUGAAGAAAAGAACAAAGAGACUAAAGCACAGAAUGAGAAGGAAUAUUUGUCUGAAGAGGAGCAAGAGGAAGAAAAAGAGAAUGAGGAAGACAACACAUGUGAUAAAAGUGAGGAUGGAGUGACGAAGGUCAAAGGUAAAUCAAAUGAAGAGAAAAGAGGUGAGGACGAUGAAGAGGAUGACAAAGAGGAAACAGAUGAAGAUGAAGACUCUGAAGAACAAGAGACAGAUGAAGAAAAACAAAAGACUACAGAGGAUGAAGAGGAGGAUAAAGAUGUAGGGGAGGCAGAUGAUGUGCACAAAAUGAAAGAAAUGAGAGAUGAAGAUGAUGAAGAGGGUAAACGAGGAAAAGACAAGUUUGAUGAAGAUGUGGAAGAGGAGGAGGAAGACAAAGACUCUGACACAGACAAAGACAAGGAGAGAGAUGAAGAUGAGGGAGGAAAGGAUGACAGCAAAAGGGAGGAAGAUGACAAUGAAGAGGAAGGGAGAAUCAAAGACAAAAAUGAAGAUGAUGAAGAGGGCGAGAAAGAAAAAGACAGAGAUGAAUCCCAAGAACAACGUCAAAAAGAAAACUGUGGAGGUGAUGAAGAUGAAGAUGAACAUUAUGAAAUGGAUAAAGAUGAGGAAGAUGAGAAGAAUGAUUACAAACGUGGUGCAAAGAAAGAACUUCAAAAGAGCAGAGAAGAUGAGAAAAAGCUUUUGGAUGAAGAGGAAGAUGAUGAAGAUGAGGAGUACAAUGAAGAUGAGGAGGGUGAUGAAGAUGAGAAGGGUGAAAAUGAAGACAACAAUGAAAAGAAAGAGGAAGAUGAGUAUAAAAGCGACGAUAACAAAGAAGAUGAGGACGGGGAAGUGGAUGAGGAAGAGGAGGAAAUCAUAAAAAAGCAAAAAAUAUUCAAUAAGGAGGAUGAAGAAACAAAGGAAAAAGAUAAAUACAAAGAUGAAGAUAACGAGGUAGUGAGAGAGAAAGAUGAAAGCAGUGAAGAAGAGGUGGAUGAAAACGAGGAAGAGUUGGACGAUGAGGAAAAGGGGGAUGAAAACCACGAGGAAGUGAUUAAUAAAGACAACGAUGAAGAGGCAGAUAAAGCCAUUAAUGAGGAGGAAGAUGAGGACAACAAGGAAGAGGGAGAUGACUACAAUGGCAGAAAGGUAGAUAAAAAGGAGUUGGUAGAUGAAGACGAGGAGGAGGUAGAUGAGGACGAGGAGGAGGUAGAUGAAGACAAUGAUGAAGAGGUAGAUGAAGAAGAGGAGGAGGUAGAAGAGGACAAUGUGAAGGAUGGCAAAUGUGAGGCACAUCUGCAAGAUUUUUAUAAGAAGAAAAAUGGAAAAGGUGGGACUUUGGACAAUGAGGAAGAGGAGGAGGAGAAGACUGGUGAAGAUAAGAAGCUGAAGAACAGAAAGGACAGAAAGCCGACGCAAACGCUGAACGCUCAGCCCGCCGUGCCGCUGCAUCUGCAGUUCCACAAGCUGAACGCCUCCUUCGCCUCGUGGAGGCGCUCGUGGAUGGUGGCGGUCGCUCACAGAGGAGGACAGGAGAGCGAGGAAGAGGAAGAAGGAGAGGAGGAAACCGAAUGGAGGACCUGGAAGGAAUCCUGGAGGAUCUGUCGCCGGAGGAAGUGCGAUGAAGAUGAGGUGGUGUGCUUCUCAAUGAAGAAUCGCAGUCAGAGAUGCACGAGCCUCAAAAACGAGGAGAGCUGUUUGCCGCUGAAAGAGUGGCGCCUGAGCUGGAAAAUGGUCACGGCGUCACCAAAGAGGGAAGAUCCUGAAGAAGAGGAAGAAGAAGAGGAGGAAGAAGAGGAGGAAGAAGAGGUGGAAGAGAGCUAGAUAGCUGUGACAGCUGAGAUACUGAAGGUUAAGACGGCUGAAUGUGUCUGUGGGAUUUUCAGACUUGGCCUUCCGUAGAGUUUCAGCUUUGGUCCGUCUGCAGCAGCCCCCUAAAAGAGACGCGUGACCCAAACCGGGUUCCGGUCUGCAGCCUUUCUCCACAGCGUUGACUCAGACUGGACUGAGAGUUGCACAGAUGCCUGGAACACCUGAGGCUCUGGGCCACACAGCAGUUCCCGUCAGCUGCCUUCCAGACGAGUCGGGACAUUCGGGCCACACCGGGUCCACACAGCAGAAGCUGUGGGCCAACAAGCCCAGCUCUGUUUGGGCCUGUAGAGACUGUUUCUGUCUGUAGGUGUAGAACAGAAAGCUGCAUUUUCAUGUAUAUUAGGUUUGUUUUUCAUCAUGUCAAAUGUUGUUGACCAUCAUCCCUUUUCUAAGUAAACAAAUAAAACUGUCCGUUUUACAAAUUCCAAAGAUUUGUUGUGAUAUGAAGGACAGUUUGGGCGUCUCUGUCAGGAGACCAUCACUGAUGAGAGACGGACGCCGGGGAGGACUUUGCUCUCUGGCUCUGAAGAGAUUUGUGCAGACGGCCAUCAAACAAAGAGCUUUGACCGGAACGGUUCUGCCGUCAUGAAGGUCCAGCAGAUCCUCGUAUGUGAGAGGAGAGCCGUGCUGCCGCUGGAUCGCUGACCCCCACCUCAGUCUGGAAAACCAUCAAGUAGAGACUGCUGUGCUUCAUGAGCGGGAUGCAAACAGACGUCUCAGAGUUUGGGAUGUUAAAUGAAUGGUUUCAUGCUGAGAACAUAAAUUACAAACUACUUUUAUUUCUCUGAAAGGAAAAUGUGUCUGAGAGGCAGCUGGCUGCUGACUCCGCUCAUAGAAAUGGAGUCAAACAACUUUGUUUAGUAAAAAAUACACAUGUUCAUGCUCCUGCUUCUUAAUAAAUGUAAUUAUUGGUGCAGAAAAAGCUCCCCGCCAACAGACUCAGAGGUGAAUUUCUCGUGAACCCCUGCUGCUAUGCAGACUGUGGGACUUUUCAGACGCUAUAAUUAUUUUGACCGUUUGGGAAACAUUGUUUUAGAAGGUCAACUUUGUGUCAUCGUGUUAAUGUGUGGACAUGAAAUCUGAUGGGGAGGCCCCUGCAAGCAGAAUACAAUUCAAUUUAGUUUUGCUUAUUCAGCCCAAUAAUACAACACAGUCGUCUCAACGGGCUUCAUUAAUUGUAAAAAAGUACGAAAUCAGUUACAAAAUACAAUAGUUGACUGCUGAACUGAACUGAACUGAACUGAACUGAACUGAACUGAACUAAAGAUCCUCUAUCUCGGUGAGGAAAAGCACCUAAAAAAAACAGAUUCCAGGGGGAAAAAAA